CAUCGACUAUUUCUUCUAUAACAUUAUUACCACUUCUAUUUCAUCUUCUAAUAUAUUGCAGUCAGCCUUGUAGCUGGUUGUUAUCAAUGAUCCCUAUCCCCACAACAACUAUUACCGAGUGUCAAGCAACAGUCAUUAAAAAUUAAGAGGGGGUAUGUUGAGGGUGUGUGGUGGUGUUUGUGACCACCUGGCAACCUUUCCGUGUGAUGGAGAGAUUAUUAAGCCUUCUAGAGUGUUCUGUAGCAUAUAAGGUGUCCUUUUUUUUUUUUUAGCUAUAGGAAAUGCUAUGGGAAGAAUAGGUACUGAAGGAAGAAUUAACAGUUCGUUAUGUAAAUGUGGACGCUGGAAGUGACAGAAGCUGUGACUGUCCACGAGGAAAACUUUAUUCUCAUUCAGGAGAGCGUUGAACGUCAACCAUGCAUGCACAAGGAGAACUUCCCUGCCCUCCAGGCACCGUACCCAUGAUUCCGGGUUUUGUGCCCCCUCAGGUACCUGCAAUGAUGGCCUUUCCACCAGGGUAUGUGCCACCUCAGAUACCCAUGAUACUUCCCGUCCCCCAGAGACCACCUGGAUGCCCGCCUGGACUGGAGUACUUAACCCAGGUUGACCAGCUCCUUGUCCAUCAGAAGGUGGAACUAAUCGAAGCUAUAUUGGGUUGGGAGACCAACAACCAAUAUGUUGUGAAAAACAGCCUGGGACAGCAGGUGUGGCUUGCCUUCGAAGAGAGUGACUUUUGCACGCGGAUAGUUUGCGGUUCUGCACGCUCUUUCGUCAUCCACUUCCAGGACAACAUGGGAGAGGAAGUGCUCACUCUCGCACGGCCUUUAAAGUGCAGCAGCUGCUGCUUUCCCUGCUGCCUACAGGAGCUCGAGGUCCAGGCCCCUCCUGGCACUGCCAUUGGGUAUGUGAUGCAGGACUGGCACCCGUACCUCCCCAAGUUCACCAUCAGGGAUGAGAGAAAGAGAGCCGUGCUGCGGAUCGUCGGACCUUUCUGUGACUGUAACUGCUGCUCAGACGUCAUUUUUAAGGUCACGUCCCUGGACGAGGCUUCAGAAAUCGGUAGGAUAAGCAAACAAUGGACAGGCUUGGACACUGAAAUGCUUACGGACGCGGAUCAUUUCGGUGUGCAGUUUCCCAUGGAUCUGGAUGUUAAAAUCAAGGCUGUUGUAUUGGCUGCUUGUUUCCUCAUUGAUUUCAUGUUUUUUGAGCAUUCACCAAAACAGGACUGACAUCAUUAAUAUUAAUAAAAGAAAUAUCAUGGAGCAUCCUUUAGAUUAUAUUGUACAUGUGUAUGUAUUUGUAUGUACAUGUGUCUGUAUGUAUUUAUAUCAAGCUGUCAUGUUUAUUAAAUCAUUGACACUCCCAUUGACACUCUCAUUGACACUUUCCCUUGAGUCCAGGGGGCCUUGACCUCAGAUUUCUGUAAUGCUGCUUUGUGAACAAUGACGGUUGCAAAAAAAAAAAAAUUAAUAAAAAAUAAAAAAAAACAACUAAAAUUGAAAAUUUCCUGUGUAUGUGUACUUCAAAAGAGCAUGGCUUUGUGCAAAAUGCAGCAUUAUAGAAAUCUGAGUCCAGGCCCUGGAAUCAAGGUAGCCAAAAGUGACAGUGGUUUAAAAAAAAAUGAAAGAAAAAAAAACAAAAAAACAGGAAGAAACAUUGAGAGGAACCAAAACUCAGAAAGCAGAACCCAUGCCUCUUUAGAUAAACGCUUGGCUAGUGUGAGAACAGAAAAAUGUCACGAAAACUAGAAAACUAGAAAGCACACUAUCAGCUCAAAAUACUACUCCCAUUCAUUAUUUCUUAUAUUUUGUGAUCUGGUAAGUGUGAAGGUGGCCAUAGUGUCUGAUUUACAACAUUUUCAUACUCAUCAACCCUUUCAGUCAAUUCCUGGAAGAGACCACGCGCAUCAUUAACGAUAACUGUCAGCCAUUAUUCAGUGUGGUGUUCCCGUGUGUGUGUGUGUGCUGCUUGUACAAGUGUACCAUUUGUUUAAUGGAUGUCCUCUAUGAUUUCAUAGCCACUUACUGCAUUACAUGUCCAUUAGCUCUUAACUGGAUUUGAAUUCUGUUAUCCUGAUCCUGCUUGUUGCUCCAUAUUCUCUGCAGUAAACCUUACUACGACGUUUCCUACUGGAGAAGCGAAUUCAGCUGUGGGUUUAAGGUGCGGCAUGUUACCAGGUGAUUCGUGUCUAAUAAGAAAUCGCACUUUAUACAAUAGCUAUUGUGCGUACGGAUUAAGAGAACUAUGUGUGGUUGAUCAAAUUACUGUAUGCGUAUGUUUGGUAACAAAACAAUCCGACAUAUUCUAUUUUCUAUUCUGUUUUUGUAUUAACUAACCAAGUGAGCCGUGCCUAGGUGAACAUCACAUUUAUUAUCAUCAACAGCGUAAACGAUAGCUGGCUAGGUAACUUUAACAAAGCUGUUGGGCUUUAAGUAGCUUAGUAUGUUCCCUAGCUAGUUAGCUAGCUCAUGUUAAUUCAUACAUGUUACUAGCGUCCAUGUAUCUAGCAAAGAGCCAGACACAUGUUGUCUGAGGGGCAGGGGUGAAAGAAUGAAUAGGGCAGGAGCACCUAGGGGGCACUUCUCAUUUUUUGAAUGUAGGGGAGCCUAUAGGGCAUUACAUCUGGUUUUCUGCAAUGAAAGGUCAGCGAAUAUGGCACUUUAUUAUGUUUCCUUGCGUCUGCGUCACAUAUUCUCCAUUGCAAGGGCACCCUAGAGAGCACUUCUUCAUGUUUUCUUGCAGCCUAUAGGGCACUGCGUCACAUAUUCUCCAUUGCAAGGGCACACUAGAGGGCACUUCAUCAUGUUUUCUCGCAGCCUAUAGGGCACUGCGUCACACAUUCUCCACUACAGGGGCAGUCUAGAGGGCACUUCUUCAUGUUUUAUUUCAGCCUAUAGGGCACUGCGUCACAUAUUCUCCACUACAGGGGCACCCUAGAGAGCACUUCUUCAUGUUUUCUUGCAGCCUAUAGGGCACUGUGUCACAUAUUCUCCACUGCAAGGGCACCCAUUAGGGCACUUCUUCAUGUUUCAUUACAUGUAGGGGAGCCUAUAGGGCUCUGCAUCUUGUUAUCCCCCAUUGGAAGGGCACCCUCUUCAUGUUUUCUCUUACAUAUCAGCACCCUAUAGGGCAUUCCAUUCUUUACUGGGUUUACGGCCUGGAGAGCACUUCUACAGAAGUCUAUAGGGCACUGCAUCAUGUAUUAUAAUAUAUAGAUCAUGUUUUCUCCACUGUAAGGGCACUCUAGAGGGCAUUUUAUCAUGUUAUACCUUCCAUAGGGGCACCCAAGAGGGCACUUGUGCUGUUUGGGGGCACCAUGGGCCCAUCCCCCUGCUCCAUAAGUCUACCCUCCAGCUGCCAGGGAUUACACACAGAAAAGUACAGUUAGAGUGAACCAUAUUCUCCAAAUACUCUAACAAAUGUACCUAUGGCUUGGUACCUUCCACCCUUACAUGCUAAAGUUUGUAAAAGAUAUUUGUUUGCAACAUGUUGUUUUGGUUAAUAAAUUAUAGACUAUAAAUAAUAGACUUUUGUAGCUACACACUCUUUAAUUUUAUUGUUGUUAACCUUAAUUCAUAAUAGAGUGAAUAAUUGAGUAAUAAUCUAAUAGUUAAACACACACACACACACACACACACACACACUUCUACCAUUUCUCCUGGGAGUACAUCUCCCAGGAUUUCCCUCACUGUUGCUCGAGCUACCUCCAUUGUCAUGUGCAAUAUGAUCUUAAUAAGAGCUUAAUCACACACACACACACACACACACACACACACUCACCCAGCAGGUCUUUCUGAAAAGAAAAAAACUAAAGGAAUGAUACACGGAAGAUGUACAGUGGUUUAGUAGAAAUUUAUAGUCUGUAGUCGAAAUCCCCACCCCUUCCUUGUGGGAGUUGCCCUCCAGUGCCUGGUGCAAAGCCAGUGUCUAGAUAAAUGUCUCUCCGGCAGGUUUUCAGGUUGCUAUAACAGCAGAAGAGAGAGAGGCAACGUCAUGAGCGUAUGGUGGAAAUCUACCAGUCGUGCUGUUACUCAUUCUACUUUGCUCUCCAAACCGAAUUUACUGCUACUGGGUAGAAG
Pangasianodon hypophthalmus (striped catfish) is the source of this 4079-nucleotide messenger RNA. RefSeq names its product phospholipid scramblase 1. Gene Ontology annotation, cellular component: plasma membrane. Gene Ontology annotation, molecular function: phospholipid scramblase activity. NCBI's taxonomy places the organism in Eukaryota, Metazoa, Chordata, Actinopteri, Siluriformes, Pangasiidae. Bases 417 to 1229 code for a protein of 270 amino acids. The transcript is spliced from 10 exons. The record is from RefSeq and is a predicted model, not a curated record. Gene Ontology annotation, biological process: plasma membrane phospholipid scrambling.